Messenger RNA from Eleginops maclovinus (Patagonian blennie), 10005 nucleotides. It is a transcript of the gene tln2b, whose product is annotated as talin 2b. Lineage: Eukaryota; Metazoa; Chordata; Actinopteri; Perciformes; Eleginopidae. Gene Ontology annotation, molecular function: integrin binding; actin filament binding; structural constituent of cytoskeleton. Gene Ontology annotation, biological process: cell-cell adhesion. Bases 138 to 7796 code for a protein of 2552 amino acids. The transcript has 57 exons. The record is from RefSeq and is a predicted model, not a curated record. Gene Ontology annotation, cellular component: ruffle; cytoskeleton; focal adhesion.
GGCAGGCAGGCAGGCUGAGCUGACCCGCUUGCGGUGUGUGUGUAUCGCUCAGCCUACAUCCAAGCCAGUUCGCAUGCAUUAACGAGUGACAAAUAUCAGGUGUGUAGGUCGGUGAGGCCAUUAUACUACCUUCCAAGAUGGUGGCUUUGUCACUAAAGAUCUGUGUGCGCCAGUGCAAUGUGGUGAAGACGAUGCAGUUUGAGCCGUCCACGCCUGUGUAUGACGCCUGCAGGAUCAUCAGAGAGAGAGUCCCAGAGGCACAGACAGGCCAAGCGUCAGAUUAUGGCCUUUUCUUGUCUGACGAUGAUCCCAGGAAAGGAAUCUGGCUCGAGUCUGGAAGAACCCUGGAUUACUACAUGCUGCGAAACGGAGAUGUUUUGGAGUAUAAGAAGAAACAAAGGCCGCAAAAGAUCAAAAUGCUUGACGGCGCAGUUAAAACCAUCAUGGUGGACGACUCAAAAACAGUGGGGGAGCUGCUUGUCACCAUAUGCAGCAGGAUAGGAAUCACGAACUAUGAGGAGUACUCCCUCAUUCAAGAGUUGACAGAGGACAAGAAGGAGGAUGGAAUGGGGACACUGAAGAAAGACCGAACACUGCUGCUACGAGAUGAGAGGAAGAUGGAAAAGCUCAAAGCCAAACUUCACACGGAUGAUGACUUGAACUGGCUGGACCACAGCAGGACGUUCAGAGAGCAGGGGGUGGAGGAGAGUGAGACUCUGCUGCUCAGGCGUAAGUUCUUCUAUUCAGACCAGAAUGUGGACUCCAGGGACCCUGUGCAGCUGAACCUGCUCUAUGUUCAGGCUAGGGAUGAUAUAUUGAAUGGAUCCCACCCCGUCUCCUUUGAUAAAGCCUGUGAGUUCGCAGGCAUCCAAGCCCAGAUCCAGUUUGGACCCCACGUGGAGCACAAACACAAGCCCGGAUUCCUGGACCUGAAGGAGUUCCUACCUAAAGAGUACAUCAAGCAGAGAGGGUCCGAGAAGAAAAUAUUCCAGGAACAUAAUACCUGUGGAGAGAUGACAGAGAUUGAGGCAAAAGUGAAGUAUGUGAAGCUCGCCAGGUCUCUGAUGACAUAUGGAGUGUCCUUUUUCCUGGUGAAGGAAAAGAUGAAGGGUAAAAAUAAGCUUGUCCCGCGGCUGCUGGGGAUAACCAAAGAGUCAGUGAUGCGAGUUGAAGAGAAGACGAAGGAUGUGGUGCAGGAGUGGCCUCUGACAACAGUCAAGAGAUGGGCGGCCUCCCCAAAGAGCUUCACGCUGGAUUUCGGAGAGUACCAGGAGAGUUACUACUCCGUGCAGACUACAGAGGGAGAGCAGAUAUCCCAACUUAUUGCUGGAUACAUUGACAUCAUUCUUAAAAAGAAACAAAGUAAGGAUCGUUUUGGCCUAGAGGGAGAUGAGGAAGCAACCAUGCUUGAGGAAUCGGUGUCUCCUAAGAAGUCCACAAUUUUGCAGCAGCAGUUUAAUCGUGUGGGUCGUGUGGAGCAUGGCUCAGUAGCACUUCCAGGUAUAAUUCGGUCUGGCUCUAUUGGCGGCCCUGACACCUUCAACAUGGGAACCAUGCCCUCCGCCCAGCAGCAAAUCACCAUGGGGCAGAUGCAUAGAGGACACAUGCCCCCGCUGAGUCUGGCCCAACAGGCCCUGAUGGGGACCAUAAACAGCAGUAUGCAGGCUGUGCAACAGGCUCAGACUGACCUGGGAUAUGUAGAUAAUCUGCCUCCACUGGGCCAUGACUUGGCGACCAGGGUUUGGGUUCAGAACAAAGUGGAUGAAUCCAAACAUGAAAUCCACUCUCAGGUUGAUGCCAUCACUGCUGGAACAGCAUCUGUGGUCAAUCUCACAGCAGGUGAGCCCACAGAAACCGACUACACAGCGGUGGGCUGCGCCAUCACCACCAUCUCGUCCAACCUCACUGAAAUGUCCAAGGGUGUCAAGCUGCUUGCGGCUUUAAUGGAUGAUGAGGUGGGCAGUGGACAUAAGCUCAUGGGCGCCGCCAGGAUGCUGGCAGGAGCUGUGUCAGAUCUGCUCAGAUCUGUUGAGCCUGCAGCCUCCGAGCCCAGACAGACAGUGCUGACUGCAGCAGGAAGCAUCGGACAGGCCAGCGGAGACCUGCUCCGUCACAUGGGGGAGGGCGAGACCGACGAGAAGUUCCAGGAUACCCUGAUGAAUCUGGCCAAAGCAGUGGCCAAUGCAGCUGCUAUGUUGGUCCUGAAGGCCAAGAACGUGGCCCAGGUGGCCGAGGACACCAUAUUGCAGAACCGGGUGAUCGCAGCUGCCACUCAGUGUGCCCUGUCCACCUCACAGCUGGUAGCCUGCACUAAGGUGGUGAGCCCAACAAUAAGCUCCCCAGUGUGUCAGGAGCAGCUUGUGGAGGCUGGAAAGCUUGUGGACCGCUCUGUCGAAACUUGUGUCAAGGCGUGUCGUUCAGCCAGCGACGACGGCGAGCUGCUGAAGCAGGUCGGGGCAGCAGCCGGUGUGGUGAGCCAGGCCCUCAGCGACCUGCUGCAACAUGUCCGACACUACGCCACCUGCGGAGAGCCCAUCGGGCGCUAUGACCAGGCCACAGACACCAUCAUGAACGUCACAGAAAACAUUUUCACCUCUAUGGGUGACGCUGGUGAGAUGGUGCGCCAGGCCAGGGUGUUAGCCCAGGCCACCUCUGACCUGGUCAAUGCCAUGAGGUCUGACGCAGAGGCAGAAGUUGAUGUCGACAACUCCAAGAAACUCCUGGCUGCAGCCAAACUGCUGGCCGAUGCCACAGCUCGGAUGGUGGAGGCCGCUAAGGGGGCGGCUGCUUACCCAGAGAAUGAGGAUCAGCAGCAGAGGCUUAGAGAAGCAGCUGAGGGGCUCCGCGUCGCCACCAAUGCUGCAGCUCAGAACGCGAUAAAGAAAAAACUGGUCAACAGGCUUGAGAUAGCUGCUAAGCAGGCAGCGGCCGCGGCUACUCAGACCAUCGCAGCUGCCCAAAAUGCUGCUGCUUCCAACAAAAAUACAGCCUCACACCAACAGCUAGUGCACAGUUGCAAGGCAGUGGCAGAUAACAUUCCCCAGUUGGUGCAGGGGAUGAGGAGCAGCCAGUCGCAGCCCGAGGAGCUCGGUGCCCAGCUCACCCUCAUCAUGGCCAGCCAGAGCUUCUUACAGCCUGGGACUAAGAUGGUGACGUCUGCAAAGUCAGCAGUUCCCACGGUGGCCGACCAGGCUGCUGCUAUGCAACUGGGCCAGUGUGCAAAAAACUUGGCUACCUGCCUGGCCGAGCUCAGGACGGCCACCCUGAAGGCCCAUGAAGCCUGUGGUCCACUUGAGAUCGAUUCAGCGCUCAAAACUGUACAGACACUGAAGAGCGAGCUUCAAGAUGCAAAGAUGUCCGUCAUCGACAGCCAACUCAAACCUCUUCCUGGGGAGUCGCUGGAGAAGUGUGCUCAGGAUUUGGGAAGUACAUCUAAGGCUGUGGGCUCCUCCAUGGCACAGUUGCUAACGUGUGCUGCACAGGGCAAUGAACAUUACACAGGUGUGGCUGCUAGAGAAACAGCUCAGGCUUUAAGGACGUUGGCUCAAGCAGCCAGAGGAGUAGCAGCCAGCACCAAAGAGCCUCAGGCUGCGGCUGCGAUGCUAGACUCGGCUCAGUGUGUCAUGGAAGGCUCGGCCAUGCUGAUCCAUGAAGCCCAUCAGGCCCUGGUUCACCCGGGGGAUGCUGAGAGUCAGCAGAGACUGGCACAGGUGGCCAAAGCAGUGUCGCACUCCUUGAAUAAUUGCGUGAAUUGCCUGCCAGGCCAGAAGGAUGUUGACAUGGCCCUCAGGAGCAUUGGUGAAGCCAGCAAAAAGCUGCUGGUUGACAUUCUCCCUCCCUGCAGUAAGACAUUGCAGGAUGCCCAGAGUGAACUGAACCACACAGCCGCUGAACUCAACCACUCUGCAGGCGAGGUCGUCCACUCCUCUCGUGGAACGAGCAGCCAGCUGGCUGCGGCGUCGGGAAAGUUCAGCCAGGACUUUGAUGAGUUCCUGGAUGCUGGCGUUGAGAUGGCAGGACACACCCAGAGCAAGGAUGACCAGAUACAAGUCAUUGGUAAUCUGAAAAACAUCUCCAUGGCGUCCAGUAAACUGCUGCUGGCUGCCAAGUCUCUGUCUGUGGACCCAGGUGCAGCCAAUGCUAAGAACCUUCUAGCUGUGGCAGCAAGGGCAGUGACAGAGAGUAUUAACCAGCUGAUCACGCUCUGUACCCAGCAAGCAGCAGGACAAAGGGAGUGUGACAACGCCUUGAGGGAAUUGGAGGCUGUCAGAGGGCUGCUAGAUAAUCCCAAUGAGCCUGUCAACGAGCUCUCCUACUUUGACUGCAUCGAGAGCGUCAUGGAGAAUUCAAAGGUCCUAGGAGAGUCAAUGGCAGGUAUUUCUCAGCACUGUAAAACAGGGGAUGUGAUGGCCUUUGGGGAGAGCGUGGGCGUGGCGUCCAAAGCUCUGUGUGGCCUGACGGAGGCUGGGGGACAGGCCUCAUAUCUUGUAGGUGUGUCUGAUCCAAAUAGUCAGUCAGGGCACGAAGGGCUGGUGGAUCCCAUCCAGUUUGCCAAAGCCCACCAGGCUAUACAGAUGGCUUGUCAGAACUUAGUUGACCCAGCCAGCAGUCCCUCACAGAUCUUGUCUGCAGCAACAAUUGUAGCCAAGCACACCUCAGCUCUCUGUAACGCCUGCCGCCUGGCUUCAUCUAAGACCUCCAACCCCGUCGCUAGGAGACAGUUUGUCCAGUCAGCCAAAGAGGUGGCCAACACCACAGCCAACCUUGUCAAAACCAUCAAGGUCAACUCCCCAACUGAUCAAAACGGCUCAGACGGGGAUUUUUCGGAAGACAACAGAAACAGAUGCCGUGUUGCUACGACCCCUCUCCUUGAGGCUGUAGAAAACCUGUCAACUUUUUCCAACAACCCUGAGUUUGCCAGCAUCCCAGCGCAAAUCAGCCAUGAGGGCUCAGCAUCUCAGGAGCCUAUUGUGCGUUCAGCCCGCUCCAUGCUCGAUAGCUCCACUUACCUAAUAGAAACAGCCCGCUCACUGGUGCUCAACCCCAAAGAUCCUCCCACAUGGUCCAUACUCGCCGGCCACUCCAGAACAGUCUCUGACUCCAUCAAAAGUCUCAUCACCUCCAUCAGGGACAAGGCACCAGGACAGAGGGAGUGUGAUUACUCCAUUGAUAACAUCAAUAAGUGUAUCCGGGACAUUGAGCAAGCUUCCCUAGCUGCAGUUGGGCAGACCUUGCCCUGCAGAGAUGAUAUCUCCAUGGAAGCACUCCAGGAUCAGCUGACAUCCUCUGUGCAGGAGAUUGGGCAUCUGAUUGAUCCCGUCUCCAGAACGGCUCGAGGCGAAGCUGCCCAACUAGGACACAAGGUGUCCCAGCUGGCCAGAUACUUUGAUCCCCUGAUAGUGGCAGCGGUGGGCCUGGCCUCUAAGCUGCACGACCACCAACAGCAGAUGACCAUUUUAGACCAGACCAAGACCCUCUCUGAGUCUGCCCUGCAGAUGCUCUAUGCUGCCAAAGAAGGAGGCGGAAACCCAAAGGCAUCCCACACCCACGAUGCCAUCUCUGAAGCAUCCCAGCUGAUGAAGGAGGCGGUGGACGACAUCAUGGUGACUUUGAAUGAGGCGGCAAGUGAAGGAGGGAUGGUCGGGGGCAUGGUGGAGGCCAUCGCCGAAUUCAUGGGCAGGCUGGAUGAAGGAACACCUCCCGAGCCUGAGGGUUCGUUCGUGGACUACCAGACCACCAUGGUGAAGUACUCCAAGGCCAUCGCCAUCACUGCGCAGGAGAUGAUGACCAAGUCAAUAACCUGCCCUGAAGAGCUCGGUGGCCUUGCCUCUCAGGUGACGGUGGACUACGGACAGCUAGCACACCAAGGACGCCUCGCUGCAGCCACCGCAGAGCCAGACGAGGUUGGGUUCCAGAUAAAGACACGGGUGCAGGAGCUGGGCCACGGUUGUAUCUACAUGGUGCAGAAGGCUGGAGCUCUGCAGCUCAGCCCCACUGACAGCUUCUCCAAGAGGGAGCUCAUCGAGUGUGCCCGUGCAGUCACAGAGAAGGUGUCCUUGGUACUGUCAGCUCUGCAGGCAGGGAACAAAGGCACCCAGGCCUGUAUCACAGCAGCCAGCGCUGUUUCUGGCAUCAUCGCUGACCUGGACACCACCAUCAUGUUCGCCUCAGCAGGAACACUGAGCCCUGAGAAUGAAGAGUCUUUCGCUGACCACAGGGAGAGCAUCUUGAAGACAGCCAAGGCGCUGGUGGAGGACACCAAGCUGCUGGUUGCUGGUGCCGCAUCCAGCCAGGAAAAACUGGCCCAGGCUGCCCAGUCCUCGGCCAAGACCAUCACCCAACUCACUGAGGUGGUCAAACUUGGAGCCACCAGCAUGGGCUCUGAGGACCCCGAGACACAGGUGGUUCUGAUAAACGCGGUGCGGGAUGUGGCCAAGGCCCUGGCCGAACUCAUCAGCGCCACCAAGUGUGCAGCGGGCAAGCCAGCUGACGAUCCAUCAAUGUAUCAGCUGAAGAGUGCGGCCAAGGUGAUGGUGACCAACGUGACGUCUCUUUUAAAAACAGUGAAGGCAGUGGAGGAUGAGGCGACUCGCGGGACGAGGGCACUGGAGGCCACCAUUGAGUGCAUCAAACAGGAGCUGACAGUGUUCCAGUCCAAGGACGUCCCUGAGAAGUCCACCACACCUGAGGAGUUUAUCCGCAUGACAAAGGGCAUCACCAUAGCAACGGCCAAGGCAGUGGCUGCAGGCAACUCGGCUCAGCAGGAGGAUGUGAUCGCCACUGCCAACCUGAGCCGCAAAGCCAUCUCCGAUAUGCUUUCUACCUGCAAGCAAGCAGCUUGCCACCCAGAAGUGGGCGAGGAAUUGAGGAGCAAGGCGCUCCAGUACGGCUCUGAGUGCACAUCCGGAUACAUCAACCUUCUGGAGCAAGUCCUGCAGGUCCUGCACAAGCCCAUACCAGAGCAGAAACAGCAGCUGGCCUUACACUCAAAACAUGUUGCAGCGAGUGUGACAGAGCUCGUACAGACAGCUGAGGCCAUGAAAGGCUCAGAGUAUGUGGACCCCGAGGACCCCACUGUCAUCGCUGAGUCUGAGCUCCUUGGAGCAGCAGCGUCCAUUGAAGCUGCAGCCAAGAAACUAGAGCAGCUGAAACCAAGAGCCAAGCCUAAGAAGGCGGAUGAGACGCUGGACUUUGAGGAGCAGAUCUUAGAAGCAGCAAAGUCCAUCGCAGCAGCAACAAGCGCUCUUGUUAAAUCUGCAUCAGCAGCUCAAAGAGAACUGGUGGCCCAAGGGAAGGUGGGAUCCAAUCUAGCCAAUGCAGUAGAUGACGGCCAGUGGUCGCAGGGUCUCAUAUCCGCUGCUCGUAUGGUAGCAGGAGCCACCAGCAACCUGUGUGAGGCAGCUAACGCCUCAGUGCAGGGCCACGCCAGCGAGGAAAAGCUCAUCUGUUCAGCCAAGCAGGUCGCCGCCUCCACGGCUCAGCUGCUGGUGGCCUGCAAGGUGAAGGCCGACCAGGACUCUGAGGCCAUGAGGAGACUUCAGGCUGCUGGCAACGCAGUGAAGCGAGCUUCAGACAAUCUGGUGAAGGCGGCUCAGAAAGCAGCUUUUGACAAGACUGAAGACGACAGCGUGGUGGUGAAGACCAAAUUCGUAGGAGGCAUAGCUCAGAUCAUUGCGGCUCAGGAAGAGAUGCUGAGGAAGGAGCGAGAGCUGGAGGAGGCCCGGAAGAAGCUAGCUCAGAUCCGACAGCAGCAGUACAAGUUCCUGCCCAGCGAGCUGAGGGAGGAUGAGGGCUGAUUGGCAGAGGCGGUGUGCACCACACUGAUGACACCCUCCUGUCAUGGGUAGAUGUUGCCGAUGUAUGAUUGGCUGCUUUGCUCUCAUAUAACCGAGAAAUAUACAGCACUUGAUACAGGCCUGUUUGGUGAGAAAAACAAGUGCCUGUGCUCUGUAUUGUAUUUGUGUGUGUGUGUGUGUGUGUGUGUGUGUGUGUGUGUGUGUGUGUGUGUGUGUGUGUGUGUGUGUGUGUGUGUGUGUGUGUGUGUGUGUGUGUGUGUGUGUGUGUGUGUGUGUGUGUGUGUGUGUGUGUGUGUGUGUGUGUGAUGUGUGUGUGAUGUGUGUAUGUAUUUGUCAGUGAACAGCAUUGGCAUUCAGCGUUCAAUUAAGAGAAGGUUGUUACAGUUGCCACUGUAAGCAAGUGGAGACAGUAUGAUGAAGUUGUAUGAUAAAGGUAUCAUUGCUUUGUGAGUGUUGCUGCAUCAUGAGCUUUAACGACUGUUACAACCAUAAAUCGAAGAUGUUACGAAUGCAGAAAUCCUCUAUAAUCACUCAAUGUUAUGUACUUGUUGAAGGUUUAGAGCAAAUAGAAAUGAAAAUCCCUGCAACUGGCAGAACAAACCUAAGGGUCCAUAGUUUGUAUUCUAAAUGUAAAAACCUCGAGGGGUUCAUAGAAAGGCAGGAGGGGGAUGCCUCAGUUCACCACUGGCUUGCAUGCAGCAUAAUGUCUAUACAUAUCAAUGAAGCUACUAACCAAUAAAGUAGUAUGGAGCGGAAAGGCACUUGUGUUUUACUAAUAAUAAUGUGAAUAUGCGGUUUGCUGUUAAAGUAGCAAAUCUUUAUAAUGAAAGGAUUCUGAUUUAAACUAUGUGCGGUUCUUAUGGACAAAGUAAGAAAAAUACAGACAACUGACCAACACUAUAUAAAGAUAUUUAUUCUUGGCAGAUUUUUUUCUUAAAGAGCAGACAGAAGUUAUUCAGAGAAUCUGGUAUAUAUGUGACCAAAUAUGACAUGCUGAUGUAAAUCAUGUCACUUAGUUUAUCUUCCCUCACAUACACAGUGCUGUGUAAGGAAUAUAUGUUUACAUUGUCCAUCAUAUUUGAUCGCUCCAUGUUUUGAUUCCUCUUCCAUUAACACUGGCCAGAUUUAGUUUGUGUACCCACUGUACUACACACUCACUCACAGAAAUAUUAUUCUCCCCCAGUCACUGCCCUGUCAUUGUAAAGGCAUUUUCACUAUAGACUGACUGUCUACAGCAAUACAUUACACUAAAUAUCCUGGCGAGAUAAUAAUGAGAGUCUGCGCUGUUAUUGGUUGUAAGAUUGGUUAUGUGCAAUGAUAUUUGGCUUUGAGCUCUUGAAUGAAACGAGCAUAUGUUAUGCACUGAAGUUGCUCAUAAACAUACGUACUGAAGACGGCAAUUUAAAGCUUCCAUUAUAUUAAAUGUAGAACAUUCUCCUUGCAAAGUAGAAGGAAAUUGCUUCAAGCGCUGAAAGAGGAAAGUAAUUCAAUGCUUUUUUUCUUAGUAUAUUAGUGUAUAAUAUAUUGGAAAUUUCAAGCAGUUUAUCUCCUCAGUCAGUCCAAACUAGUGUCUGGACUGCAUUGUGUACUAGUGCCUUACUUAAAGUCUGCGCUGCGAGCAGCUGAAGAUCAGGCUGAGUGGGAGCCUGAGCCUUGUCCUCUCUGGAUCAGAACAUUAUGCCAGUCUAAUCCCUAUCGGGGUCUUAAUAAACUACCACCUAGUCCUUCGCCAUACAACACAAUGCCUUGGCUGGUGGCCUACUUGCCUACAACAAUAUAAUGCUGAUUAAAAAAAAAAGGGCAUCUGUGGAUACCUUAGGAUUUAGAGACCAUGUUGGAAGACUAACACUAGACUGCAUUCCAUGAGCAUGUGGCAAUUUGUGUUUUGAAGUCGAGAAAUUGUUGAAAUCAUAUGCCAAGUUCCUCUCAAAUGUUGGACUUAAUAACUUCCUUGUUUCAUUGUCUAACCACUAUUAUAAAUAUGUUUUUAUCAGUAAAUGUAAGAGUUACCCUGAAAUAUAUUGUCUUACUGAUUUGUCCGAAUAUUAACGGAAAUAGAAAAAAAAGUGACUAGCUCUGUAUUGAAUAGGUGUUGUGCUUUCUUUAACAGACUGCAUUAGUUUUAUGUUUUGAUGCUGUAUGUAUAAUAUUUAUCUGGUCACAAAAGUAUUUUUUGUAUUCACGAAAAAUAAAGAGUUUCAAACAACCA